CUGCAGCGGUCCUCACAGGGAAGUGAGACAGAGACCAUCACACUCCAGCCCCAUGGACCGACCGCUGUACCACUGGGUCACUGCUGUGGCCGUGCUGCUGUGUGCGGCGACCCAGGUGUUGUCCCAGCUGUGUGACCGGCCCUGCCUUUGCCCCAGUCCUGCCCUCCAGUGCCCGGCAGGAGUGUCACUGGUACUGGACGGCUGCCGAUGCUGCAGGGUGUGUGCCAGGCAGCGAGGCGAGUCGUGCACCGAGGUGUUUCCCUGCGACGGCCAGAGAGGCCUGCGGUGCGACUACAGCGCCAGCUUCCCAGGAGAACCCGGGGAGUGUGUCGGUCAGGAGGAUCUGAGCUGUGAGGUGGACGGCGUCACGUACCAGGAGGGCCAGUCGUUCCAGCCCUCCUGCGACUCGUACUGCCACUGCAGAGGAGGAGGUGUGACCUGUGUGCCGGCCUGUCCCUUGACCGGCCGCCUUCCCACUCCAGACUGUCCCGAACCACAACACGUCCGCCUGCCGGGGAAAUGCUGCAAAGAGUGGGUGUGUGAGAACCUGGAGAACACGGUCAUUCAGGACGCCAUCACAGCCAUGAGACCCGUCAGGUUGUGGCCCGCUCUGCCCCAGAAUCACCCUCUGAACAAACUGGUGCCGUCGGCCUCCAGCUGUGUGGAGCAGAGCACCCAGUGGAGCGCCUGCUCCCGGAGCUGUGGAGCCGGAGUCUCCACGCGGGUCUCCAACCAGAACCCGGCCUGCAAGCUGCAGAUGGAGACUCGGCUCUGUAAAGUGAGGCCCUGCAGCCGGGCAGCUCAGCCGGCGUCAAGCAAGCGUGUGUGGGGACGACAGGGGCGGUGCGAGGCCAGCUACACGUCACCGGGCCCCAUCCGGCUGGUUCACCAGGGCUGCUACAGCACCCGGGCCCACCCCCUCCGUUACUGUGGACAAUGCACGGACUCUCGCUGCUGCACGCCGUACCACACCACCACCGCCCAGGUGACCUUCAGCUGCCCCACUGGCAGACUGCUGCAGCGAGCGGUGAUGAUGAUCCACUCGUGUGUCUGUCACAGCAGCUGCCCCUACGCCCCGUUCAGGAAUCCUGCGCUGUGGGGGUACCGGCCCUGAUCGGCCCGGCACUGAGACACUCCAUCAUCCCCAGGAUCCACAGGAGGCGUCCUCUCAUCAGUGGACGCUGAAAGACAAUGACAAAAACCUUGUGGUGAAUCGAGCAAGUGACCAAAGGGACCUUUGCAGAUCAAAGCACUUUUUAAAACAAAGUCAAAAAGUGUAAAAACCAAACAGACGCGUCAGAGGUUGAAACAGGUUGAAAGAGUUCAUUCUGAUUUUAGUAUUAGUUUGUUUUAUUUUCAUGUCACCAAUUAAUUCGCCACCGCAUCCAAUACAAACGCGGACAGGUCCACUUUCCGCAGAACUAAUUCCAGUUCAAUCAUUUCAGUUGGUUAUAUUUGGCGGUUUGACUCUGCUCCUCCCUGAGCAGCAGCUAAAAGACCUCGGCACAAAUCAGACAAGUCAGAAUGAAAAGAGGGAGCUGGGUCGGAAGCGGUUGUGACGUGGCUUUGCUGUCGAGGAUGGAAGAGUCGAGAGCUUAAGCAGCUAAAAUAUGAGCUUAAGCAGCUGAUGCAGCUAUAAAGCAAAUGCAAAAAGUCUAUAACCCACAAAAUAGAAGUUAAAGGUUCAAGGAGAUUGUUUUGAAAGACGUGCACUGAUACAAAGCUCCUCAGAGGGAGCUGCAACCUUUUAAUUAAAGGGGCCUGAUCAUGAACUCAAAGUUUAAAGUAAAAUGAGAUAAAAGAACAUUUGACUUUUUCUUAAUGUAAACAAUUUACUCUGAUUCUCCUGAUGUUUCCAAAUAAGUUUCAUAUAUUUGGGCCGAUUGAGUCUCAAUAAUUGUAUCGUGUUUUUUCAACCUAGAAAAACCUAAACUAUGAAUCGAGGACAUUGAUCUCGAUGCUACUUUGGUCAUGAAGAUGUUUUUAAAGACGUAUUUAAUUUGCUAUAAGGCGACCAUCGUCUCAAGUAACAAAUUAAAAUGAAUUAAAAAUGAGUAUUUGUUAGAUAGAAAUCCUGCAGAAUGACUCCAACCUCUGUGUUGACAGAUCUUGUUUUCUGACUCGAUCAAUGCAACUUUGAAAGUGUGUGUGUUUGUGCGUGUGCAUGUGUGUGUGUGUGUGUGUGCGCUGUCAGAUGAUAUUGCACUUUCUUUAUUUUACUGUUUUGCUGUAAAUAUUUCUGUACUUUUUAUGUAUAGUUAAUAAUGUCAAUAUUUUACAAAGGUCCUACAUUUGUCUUCCUGAUGAUUGUUUCUAUUCUAAAUUGAUGUUUUUCAUUUCCUCACUGAA
Molecule: messenger RNA, 2349 nt
Organism: Platichthys flesus (European flounder)
Lineage: Eukaryota; Metazoa; Chordata; Actinopteri; Pleuronectiformes; Pleuronectidae
Gene: ccn5
Product: cellular communication network factor 5
Exons: 5
Coding region: 53-1114 (353 amino acids)
Biological process (GO): signal transduction; cell adhesion
Cellular component (GO): extracellular matrix; extracellular region
Molecular function (GO): integrin binding; heparin binding
Source: RefSeq, a predicted model, not a curated record